Macrosiphum euphorbiae (potato aphid) is the source of this 429-nucleotide messenger RNA. Lineage: Eukaryota; Metazoa; Arthropoda; Insecta; Hemiptera; Aphididae. The record is from the annotation of a GenBank genome assembly.
AUGGCAGUUUCCGAUGAUCCUGACUGCCUGGAGGCAUUAACCCCGGGGCACUUUCUAAUUGGACGUCCGUUAACGACUUUAACAGAGCCAACCCUGCUCGAUGAACCGACAAUAAGUUGUCCAAGACGAAGAUGGGAUCUGGUUCAAAGAAUGUUUCAGCAAUUUUGGCUGCGCUGGCGCCGUGACUAUGUUAACUCUCUUCAGCAACGACCCAAAUGGUCAAGGCCCAUGGCUAAUUUCAAAAUAGGAGAUUUGGUUAUACUAAAGGAGGACAACCAAUCACCCCUGGACUGGCACUUAGGUAGGAUCACUCAGCUACAUCAGGGAUCUGAUGGACUAGUCCGAGUGGCUACUGUCAAAACAAGGGGCAGCACUAUGAAGCGGCCAAUUACGAAACUGGCAAUGCUACCUAUCCAACAUGAACCUUAG